Populus euphratica (Euphrates poplar) is the source of this 366-nucleotide messenger RNA. RefSeq names its product ethylene-responsive transcription factor ERF027. Gene Ontology annotation, biological process: regulation of DNA-templated transcription. Bases 1 to 366 code for a protein of 121 amino acids. The transcript has 2 exons. Gene Ontology annotation, molecular function: DNA binding; DNA-binding transcription factor activity. The record is from RefSeq and is a predicted model, not a curated record. Lineage: Eukaryota; Viridiplantae; Streptophyta; Magnoliopsida; Malpighiales; Salicaceae.
AUGGCCACGACUUCUUCUAACUCCAAAAGGCAUCCAAUGUAUCAUGGAAUCCGGAGCCGCGGUGGUAAAUGGGUUUCUGAAAUCCGGGAGCCACGCAAAACCACUCGUAUAUGGCUUGGCACAUUCCCAAAGCCGGAGAUGGCGGCGGCCGCAUAUGAUGUUGCAGCCCUGGCCCUAAAAGGUAAUGGUGCAGUUCUGAACUUCCCAAGUUCUGCUGGGACUUAUCCUGUGCCUGCUACGGCAUCAUCCACUGAUAUUCCUAUGAUGAUCGUUCCUUCUUUAUCUUUAUCUUUUAUUCUCUACUUGUUAAUUGACCAUGAUGAUGGAUUUCAGUCACUUUUCGAACUUCAAUUUGACAGUCCAUGA